AUUUCUUGCAGAUUUGUGACAUUAAAAACCACAGAUAUAUACAACACUACUACUAAACCAGAUCAAAUAUGAAUUGGAAUGGAAAACCAGAGAAUGCUGCCCCCAAACCACCACCAUAUCCUAAAGGCCAGUCAUCUCUUUUACAGCAGUUUUUAAUGCCUUCCACAAGUUCUCAAAGUUCUUUCAGCUGUCUCCCACAUAACCAGGAAGCAUGCCUGUAUCCCACUAAUUCAAAUUCAGUUUCACAGCCACUUGUGAAUGUCAGGAGUUACAUAACUCCUCAGAUCUCUGUUUCUAAUAUGCAUAAUAGGACAGUUGUGGCCUCACAGACUUCAGUAGAAAGAGUCACAUAUACAAAUGUUAAAGGAGCCCAACAACCAAACUACAGUUUGCAAACAGUGUCUUCAGGAGUUAUGCAAAAUGCCUGGAUGAAUUCAACAAUGAGGAAUUUUAUGCCUUCUCAUACAGAGGCAACUGUAUCUCAUAAACCUGAUGGAGGUACUAAUAUGCCUUAUAUACAUGUACCACAGAGUCAGCUUAUCACAUCAGAUACCUAUUCUGUGCAACUACAAACGACUCCUUCAAAUUCUGUAAGAGUUCCUGUAACUUACCAAGGAAAUCAGGGACUUAACCACUCAAUACCAGAUGAGCUUGUUGGCUGGACACAAUGCUCAUCCAAUGAACUUACUUAUCCAGAUUACAGGCCACCUCCAAAGCAAUAUCCUUAUUUACCACAAAGCUUUGUGCAAGACACUUCAGUUCAGAAACAAAACUUUGUAUCAUCUACAUCAUUACAAGUUAAAAAUCAUCAGCUUCCACCUUCUACACAGACCUUACCAUCAAAGCAUCCUGUACCUGUGUCGUCAUAUCAGUGUGCUGCAGAAACCAACAAAAGACUCCCUGCCUCUCCUUACAGCUGUAGAUAUGGAAGCCAAAAUGUGCAAAAUUCUCAGUCUGUUUCUAGACACUUGCCUGUGGAAGUUCCUCAGAGUACAGAAAUGCACUCAUCUGAGAAAAAGAAAGAUGCUUACAAAGUGUUUGAACAGCAGUGGCAGAACACUAGUAGAAAUUUCAAUACAAUUGGAAAAUUCUGUGAGUUGAAAAUAAAUACAAAACAGUCUUACAAUGACUCUGCUGGCUCUUCUGGGGAUGGUGUUCAGACUCUUGUUCAAAAUAAUCAAGAAGAAAGAAAGUAUUCCUGCAAUCCAAGUACAAAUCAAAUAAUAGACACAAAUGUCACAAAAGAAAAGCUGGUGAGGGAUAUUAAAUCACUAGUAGAAAUUAAAAAGAAGUUUUCAGAACUUGCAAGAAAAAUUAAAAUCAAUAAAGAUAUUUUGAUGGCAAAUGGUUGCAGUAAAACAGCUAAUACUUAUACUGAACCAACUCGGCAUUCUGAAUUUUCAGCAAAAGAAAUGUCUGCUAAAAGGGACAGUAGGUGUUCCAUGGAAUUGCUAGCAACAUGUCUUUCUCUUUGGAAAAACCAACCUCCAAAAACCACAGAAGAAAAUGUUCCAAAGCCUUUAGAAGAAAAACAAUAUAGUGUAUCGAGAACCAGUACAACAGCAAUUGGAUGUUCAAAUCCCACGAAUGAAGUUCACGUGAAGAAUUUUUGUUCAGGUGUUAGAAAUCCUCAGAAAAUGACCACGUCAUCACAAACAGUCCUGUCAGUUCUCACACCGAUUUACGAGUCUUCAGAUGUAGCUGUUGGAAAAGGAACAGAGCUUCAGAUUGCUGUGGUUUCACCUUUAAUUCUUUCAGAUAUCAAUACCAUACCUGGGAAAGAGGUGGCACCUGAAGUUGUACCUGAAACUGUGUACCCAGUUGUUAAGGAAGGCAGUGUUUGUAGCUUACAAAACCAGCAGGAAGAAAAUUCAACAGUAACUGCUGCUUUGCCCUGUGAUAUUACAGGAGCAGUAGCAAGUAAUCCUGAAUCCACUGAGCUGUCCCUGCCUGUGCAUGAGGUAAAGCAGCACAAACCAACACAGAGUGAUCUAGCCGUAGUUGAUAGUGGCCUAGGGAAACACUCUCCCCUGGGCGCUGACGCUUUGCCUAACCCUAAGGACAGCAACACUGUGAGUGGGCCUAUGUUACAGAUUGAAAGUAUCUGUUCUCUUGCAGAAGGAGAUGCAUCUUACAAUUCCCAGAUAGCAGAGAUAUUCAACUCUGUACAAAAUGAGCACCUGAAACUUUCACCUAAUCAGCAGGCAAUUAAUAGUCAACAAGAAGAACAAGUAGAUGACAUUGCUGAAAAUAAAGACUGUAGUUUCCAGGAAGAUAAAUGUAUGCCAUGUACAGAUGUUCCUCAUGAAGUCACUGAGCAGCCGGAGCCACUACAGCCUUCAGAGGCAGCAUCUAGUGAGUAUGUUAAAGCAAACAGAGAAACCCUAGAGGAAAGCAGUAAGGAAAAUACUGGUGAAAAAGAGACAACUAAGAACAUGUGUUCACCUGCUGUUGUUCAGCAAGAUCCUCAACCUCAGGAAACUGGUAUGGCCAUCAGUAAGUCAGGAGACAGUCUUCCUGUAGUAAAUGAGAUUAAUGAUGAAAGUGAACCUGUCUCAUACCUACAUGACCAGCUGUCAGAACUUCUAAAAGAGUUCCCUUAUGGCAUUGAGACUAUUGCCAGGCCUGAAGUUUAUGUGAGACAACAAAAGACACAUGAAAUCGUAGAAAAUCAAACUGGUAGUAAAACUGGUAAUGUAUCUGGGGAAAACGCAGACCAAAUAAAAAUUACAGUAUUAAACUCAGAACAAAUCAAAGAAUUAUUUCCUGAAGAGGAUCAGCUACGUGACUUAGACAGAUUGGCAGAACUCAAGAACACAAAAGACAGUGCAGAAAUAAAGAGCCUGUGUGGUUCACAGGUCCCCAGAGAAGAAAGUCACAACCCUGGAAUGUUGGAUCUAGAGAAAGACAAAAUCCAUUGCUGUGCCUUGGGCUGGCUCUCAAUGGUUUAUGAAGGUGUGCCACAGUGUCAGUGCAGCACCACGGCAGAGAAAAACCUGUGUUCUUUGGAGGUCACCAAUUGCAAACAAGGAGAGCAGGCCUGUAACAGUGGGAUCACUAUUUUUGAAAUUAAUCCUAUUUCUGGUAACCCAAAAAGUCCUCUGACCCAAGAAGCUGAGGAAGGCCAUUUUUCUGAUAAACAUGUUGAAAAGAUAAAAACAUCUGAAACAAAAGACAGCAGCUCAUCAAGGGUGGAACAGGAAUUAACUGGUAAUUUUUCAAUGAGAUGUCACCAGAAAGAUAAAGAUAAAUCCGAAACGAAACAGAAUAGCUCACUGAAAAUAGAGCAAAAAGCAAGUCUUUCUUCUAAGUGUGACAAACCAGAUCCCUUCAAAAGUAAUAAAAAACCAACCCCUGAAGCAUUUCAUGUGGUAACUUCCAACUCUGAUAAAAAUAUGCCAGCAUUUUCUAAACAAGAUUCUCAGAAGAGCCUUCAGAAGAAACACACAUUUCAAGACUCAGAUCCGGUAAAAGCACAUGCAGGACUUCUGCCAAAUAAAGAUCCAUGCAGGAGGAAAAAAAAUUUGGUACAGUCAGUGUCACCAGAAAAGAAAAUAUUUAAGUUCAAAGCAGGUAGCUCCAAACUGAAAUAUUUUGAAAAAAGGAAAACUGACCAUGUGCUUAUCUCAGAUGUGGAAAUAAAAAAGAAGAAAUAUGAAAAACAAGAGCAGAACAAAAAUGCUGGAGGCACACUAAAAUUGUACAGCACUCUGACAGAACCAAAUGAAAGAGCCUGUGCUAAAGAAAAGGUGACAAAUUCUGAGCCCUCAGACUCAAAGGGAAGCUCCUCUAAGAGUAAUAGAGUUAUAACUGUGCAGGAAUAUUUACAGCGGCAAAAAGACAGGCUUGUACAUGGGAAUGAUGCCUCCAAAAACAUAGGUGUAGAAAAUGUGCCUUGUGACUCAGAACACAUGAAGUUCAGUAAGAAUUCUGUAUCACAGAGUGUCAGUGCAGAGACUAAAAAAGAAACAGAACAUAAUUCCACCAGCCAUGGCCAAAAUCUCAAGACCCAUCAUUCUGAGGAGGCUAAGACAUACAGUAUGUCAAGAAAUAAUAGUAAAGGAAGAUUUGAUGGGAAGCAGCCGGACAUAGCCUGUAUUGAUAAAACCAAAUUGGAAAGAUUGACCAGUAUGAGUAAUAAGUCCAGCCAGAUAUCUCCCCAAGUAAAGGAACGAAGGAAACAGUACCUGAAUCGAGUUGCAUUCAAAUGUACAGAGCGGGAAAGCAUUUGUCUCACCAAAUUGGACAGUGCAUCCAAGAAGCUUAGGAAAGAGAAAGAGAAGAAUAGGGCAUGUACAGUGACAAACGAUGAUACAGACAAGCCCAUGUUGGAGUUUAAGUUAUGUCCAGAUGUGUUACUGAAGAAUACAUGCUCCAUUGACAAACAGGAUGAUCCAAGGCCUGGUCCUGAGAAGGAGCAAGCAUCUGUGCGAGUUUCAGGAAUAAAAACUACAAAAGAAGAUUGGUUAAAAUGUAUCCCUACAAGGACAAAGAUGCCCGAAUCAAGUGAAGAAAUAGAUCGGACUGAUUCAAGACUUGCUAAGAGAAGCUUCAGUGCAGAUGAAUUUGAAAUGCUACAAAAUCCAGUAAAAGACUCAAAUGUCAUGUUCCGGACCUAUAAAAAAAUGUACCUGGAGAAGAGAAGCAGAAGCCUUGGGAGCAGUCCAGUGAAGUAGUCACAGUAUAUGGUAGCUGUGCUUCUACCGCCAGGAAAUCCCUAACUUUCUUUUCAGGCUCCCUUGCUGGAAAUAACUCAGGACUUUCACAUUUGGAAUUCUCAGCCAAGGUGUUUAGUUACAGCUUGUGUUUUUCAUAGAUACUGUGGUAACUGAAAUGUUGGAUUAGCUGCUGAUGAGCAGGCAAAGAAAUAGAUUGCAUUUGUCUGGAAACUACACAAUGUGUGACCUUCUACAUUGUUAAAACCAUGUUUACUGUUUUAAGUCUUGCUGACAUAGUGGUGCAAAGCUAUGAUCCUAGCCAUUCGACAGAUGGAGACAAGAGGAUCAGUAAUGGCUUCAGCAGCAUUAAGGCCAGUUUAGGCUACAUGAGAACCUCUCCAAAACAAAACAACCAAAAAGAACAGGAAGUUGACCUACACAAAUCUUAUUCCGAAAUGCUGUCAUCCUGAUGUAACUAACUAUUCAUCAACUGGGGACUUGUUUUGUCUGGGGCAACUGGGGACUUGUUUUGUCUGGGGCUGUAAAUAUAUUUUUAUUUCUAAGCACAUUAGCAAAACUUAUUUUUCAGAAAAUGUCCACUGUGGAUGUCAAAUUAUAUUCCUAAGUAUUUUGUACUUUAUUGUAUAGGUUUUUUUCAGAAGUCUUGUUUUAUACUUUUGUUAAACUGAAUGGAGUUUUUGGAAGAUGUCUUGACAUUACUUUUCAUACUUGAAAUAAACAUUUAUUUUUAAAA
Phodopus roborovskii (desert hamster) is the source of this 5412-nucleotide messenger RNA. RefSeq names its product retroelement silencing factor 1. The coding region runs from base 69 to 4676 and encodes 1535 amino acids. The transcript is spliced from 3 exons. NCBI's taxonomy places the organism in Eukaryota, Metazoa, Chordata, Mammalia, Rodentia, Cricetidae. The record is from RefSeq and is a predicted model, not a curated record. Gene Ontology annotation, molecular function: histone methyltransferase binding. Gene Ontology annotation, cellular component: nucleus.